AUGGUGGUGAAUGCAAUGGGGAAUGGAGGUCGCACCUCCACCGGAAAACAACCACAAUGGUCGUUACACCCGCUUCAUCCGGCCUUCAUAGUGGUUGUCGUUUCAUCCUUGACUUCGUCGGUGACAAAAGUGAUGGUGGUGCAAGCAACGGAGAUUGAAGUGUUGAAUAGAUUGAGACAAUUGGUUCUUGAAUCAGAUUUGAAAGUAGCAAUUACGAAAUUUCAGCAGUCAAACGACCUGAAAAUACCCCUCCAUGUCAUAAAUGAUUGCACCCAUUCCUUCAAUGAAAAAAAAUUCAUCGGGAAGGGGGGUUACGGAAGGGUUUACAAGGGAAUACUUACCUGGGCAAAUCAUAUAAACAAACUAGUUGCUGUAAAACGCCUAGAUGUCACUGGAUUUCAAGGGUAUUGCGAUGAUAACGAAGAGAAGAUCCUUGUUUAUGAAUAUGCAAGCCAUGGAAGCCUUGACAAAUAUUUAAGUGGCCGUGCAAUGUCGGGUGGACUUUCAUGGCUACAACUCCUCAAAAUAUGUAUUGGCAUUGCAUCUGCAUUGGACUAUCUUCAUAACAACGUGGCCGAAAAACACAGAAUAAUACAUCGCGAUGUAAAAAGCGCGAAUGUUUUGUUGGAUGAAAAUUGGAAUGCAAAACUUUCGGAUUUUGGGUUGGCGAGAAUAGGCUUAGCAAAUCAACAUAACACCUUUGUGAUCACCAACAUUGCUGGCACACAUGGUUAUUGUGACCCACAGUAUGAAAGAACAGGGUUUUUAACAAAAGAGUCGGACGUUUAUUCGUUUGGAGUGGUUUUGUUUGAAGUUUUGUGUGGAAGGCUAGCGUGUAUUUUGAAUUACCAUGAUGAACGGAGAUUCCUUCAUCAUUGGGCUCGAACCCACUACAAAAAUGGAGAGCUGGAUAAGAUAAUUGACCAGAGAAUAAAGACAGAAAUUAACCCAAGAACAUUAAGCAAGUUCUCAGCUAUUGCAUAUCAAUGUUUGCACAAAACUCGGGAACAACGGCCUACAAUUGCUGAAAUUGCAUUCCAACUUGGGGAAGCUUGGAAAAUCCAAUUUACAGGAAGAAUGAUAAAAGGAGAUGAGAUUUUUGUCACAUGAUGAAUAAGAAAGAAUCAUUAGUGAAUCUUUAUUAAACAAGGGAGACAUGGACGAACAAAAUCUAAACUAAAACUUGGUUGUAUGGUUUUAAAGAGAAACAGUGAGACAACACAACAUCACGUGUUGCUCUUCUACACAGAUGAAAAAAGCAUUGAAAGAUUACCAAAUAUUUGUUUCUUUGUAUAUCUACUAUGUUUCUGUGUUAAUGCAUGGCCUGUAUGUUUUGUUGCAUUGUAACAUUUGUAGUUGAAAAAAGUUAAACUCUAAGCGAUUGUAAUUUAUUAUAAUACGAACAGAAU
This is a messenger RNA of Lactuca saligna, 1409 nucleotides long. The record is from the annotation of a GenBank genome assembly. Lineage: Eukaryota; Viridiplantae; Streptophyta; Magnoliopsida; Asterales; Asteraceae.